UCAAUCGGGGUAUGAGCCAUCAUGAAAACUGAAAGUAAUGCUUUUCACCAAACUGCACUCGCCAUGGAGGAAAAUCAGGAGGCCACGAAUCUUGAUAUAUUUCAUUUGGAACUUCAAAUACGAGAAAAAUUAUAUGAACUACAGUGGAAAUCCGAUGCUUUGGAGGAGACAAAGGCAGAACUUGCUGAGGCUCGACAUUUUGCUUACGAUUUAAAAAGUUCGUUGGAAGACGAACGCAGAUCCUCUGCAGAAAUACAACAUCAGCUGGAGGCUGCAAUGGGAAUUGUACGCCGUUUGGAAGAAGAAAAAGCGCAGAGUCAAAUUGAGUUAACAAAGCUUCAAAUGCAUAAUGAAUUAACUUCGAGAGAACGUACUUCCUUGAUUGAGCAAGCAAGAAUCGCUAAAACUGAAAAUUCAAAGUUAAAACAAAAGGCGAAAGAUUUAGAAUUAGGGAUAGCAAGCAAAGAUACCCAUAAUAAAAUCUUAGAGAAAUCGUUAAUUGAGAUAACGGACGAAAUGACCUGUCUAAUAGAUAUCAUGAAUCGUAACAUGGAAAAAAUUCAACAGGAACAUAAGCUUUUACGUCACAAUGUGGAAGGAACAAUUGAAUUGAAUAAACGUUUGCAAACGGUUGGUUUGUGUGCACAUGCUAUUCAUCAGAAUGACAGUAGGAAAAUUAGAAAACUGAAAGAGCAACUCGCUUCACAAUCUGUUGAAACUGCCUCAAAAAAUAAAAAUUCUGAAGAUCCACAAAUUAAAGAAACCCGCAUACAGAUGGAGCAAUUGUUAAAAGAACUAACACUGAAAGUAGAAAGUGAUAAAGAAUUCAAUGAUAAGUUAAAUGCUAUUCACAAUAGCAUCAAUACUGAUAUUGUUAAUAGUGUUAAUCAACGUGACGAUCGUUAAGCAAUACGCAGAAUAAAAAAUGAACUCAAAAGCAGACAAAGAAUUUAAAAAAGGUUAUAAAAUAUCAGUAAUAUCGCACAAGGCUUUCUUAAGUUCAUAUGAUAAAAAAUAUCAGGAGACCAAAGGGAAAGAUGGGAUAUUGAACAAACACGCAUAAACAAACAUAUAGGAUUAAUAUAAAAUGUAUUAUUAUAGUCGUUUGUAUAUUCAAGUCUGAAUCGAAACAAGUCCAAAGAUUAAAAUGCAGAAUUGAUAAGGACACGCAAG
Messenger RNA from Cephus cinctus (wheat stem sawfly), 1173 nucleotides. Its product is annotated as filamin A-interacting protein 1-like. Lineage: Eukaryota; Metazoa; Arthropoda; Insecta; Hymenoptera; Cephidae. The record is from RefSeq and is a predicted model, not a curated record. The transcript is spliced from 4 exons. The coding region runs from base 22 to 906 and encodes 294 amino acids.